Molecule: messenger RNA, 797 nt
Organism: Dalotia coriaria
Lineage: Eukaryota; Metazoa; Arthropoda; Insecta; Coleoptera; Staphylinidae
Product: proteasome subunit beta type-2-like
Exons: 3
Coding region: 112-714 (200 amino acids)
Biological process (GO): proteasomal protein catabolic process
Cellular component (GO): proteasome core complex, beta-subunit complex; nucleus; cytosol
Source: RefSeq, a predicted model, not a curated record
ACUGUCAAACGGCGAUGACUGUCACUUAUAACAUAGUUAACCAACAAGUUGGAAGCCGCUCGGAAUUACUCUGCAAUUUUAAUUUUAUAGAAAACACCAAACAAAUUUACGAUGGAGUGCUUAAUUGGACUUAAAUUCAACGAUUAUGUGUUAAUUGCGGCUGAUAUGACCAACGCCCACAGCAUAAUGGUCAUGAAAUCAGAUGAGAACAAAUUGUACAAAUUGAGCGAUAAACUUGUGAUGGCGGUUUCUGGCGAAACUGGAGACACCACACAAUUUGCUGAGUACAUCUCCAAAAAUAUUCAGCUGUAUAAAAUGCGCAAUGGAUAUGAGUUGAGCCCCAAGUCUGCAUCAACAUUUACUCGUCGUAAUUUAGCUGAUGCUCUUCGUAGUAGGAGUGCAUACCAUGUCAACCUGAUCAUGGCUGGUUAUGAUAAACAAGAAGGGCCACAAUUAUACUUCAUGGAUUAUUUGGCUGCUCUAAGUGAUGUGGAUUAUGCUGCACAUGGAUAUGGUGGCUUCUUUUCUUUGUCCAUCAUGGAUAGAUAUCACAAAAAGAAUCUAUCUAGGGAAGAUGGUUAUGAGCUCAUGAAGAAGUGUGUAAAGGAGGUGCAUGAAAGGUUGAUUGUGAACCUGCCCAACUUCAAGGUGCAGAUGAUUGACACCAAUGGAAUUCAUGAUUUGCCCAAUAUCACAGCAGCCUCAUUUGCAUAAGCCUAGCAUUAAAUACUACACAAAUAAGUUUUUUUUAUAAGUGGGUGUUUCAUUUAAUAAAUUUAAGCUAAUACAAACGAAAA